Messenger RNA from Arachis duranensis, 840 nucleotides. RefSeq lists its product as uncharacterized. The coding region runs from base 1 to 840 and encodes 279 amino acids. NCBI's taxonomy places the organism in Eukaryota, Viridiplantae, Streptophyta, Magnoliopsida, Fabales, Fabaceae. The transcript has a single exon. The record is from RefSeq and is a predicted model, not a curated record.
AUGAUUACAGGUCUGUCCAUGGAGAUUGGUGACGGUCGGCAGACCCAAUUUUGGGAGGAUGUAUGGCUACAUUGUGGUUUCUUGAAAGAUCGAUUCCAUCGGCUCUUCUCUAUUUCAAACCAGUGUGGUUUGCUUAUUGGGGAUUGUGGGUUUUGGGAUGGGCUUGAGUGGGUUUGGAACUUCCUAUGGAGGCGAGAGUUUUUUCAGUGGGAGUUGGAUAUUCUGGGUCAGUUGCAUGAGACUUUGAGAGCUGUGAGGCUAGUAAAUAAUAGGGAGGAUAUAGUGGUGUGGAAAUAUGAUAGACUUGGUAUUUUUUCGACUAACUCCUUUGUGCAGGUGCUACAAGAAGGAAUGCUUGCAAAGGAUACAACCAGUUACAGCUUCACUCACUCCAUUUGGAAAGGUCUAGUUCCUCCAAAAGUAGAGUUGUUUACUUGGUUUGUUUUAAUAGGCAGGGUGAAUACUAAGGAAAGGUUGAGUCGGUUCGGGAUACUCAAUCAGGUUGAUAUGAGGUGUGUGUUAUGCAACAGGGACAUUGAGCAGGUCCAUCACUUGUUUCUUGGCUGUGAUUUUGCUUGGCAGGUGUGGAAUGCUUGGAUAUCUGUGUUUGGCCGGCUAUGGUCUCUUCCGGGAUUGAUGAAGGACCACUUUCUAAGUUGGACAGAAGAGCCGCGUAGGAAGGAGGAUCGAAAGCGAUGGUUGAGGUGCUUCUGCACGAUCAUCUGGAAUAUUUGGAUGGAAAGGAAUAGGAGGAUAUUUCAGAAUGAUAGCAAAGGUGUAGAAGAAAUCAUCAAUAUGUCUGUGAUUAGCUAUAAAGAGUGGGAAGAUGUGCUCUCUUAG